Molecule: messenger RNA, 7727 nt
Organism: Diachasmimorpha longicaudata
Lineage: Eukaryota; Metazoa; Arthropoda; Insecta; Hymenoptera; Braconidae
Gene: Ubr1
Product: E3 ubiquitin-protein ligase UBR2
Exons: 2
Coding region: 1081-6534 (1817 amino acids)
Biological process (GO): ubiquitin-dependent protein catabolic process via the N-end rule pathway
Molecular function (GO): zinc ion binding; ubiquitin protein ligase activity
Source: RefSeq, a predicted model, not a curated record
AAAGUUUUGAUAAAUUUUUCCAGAUUGUUAGAAAUUCAAUACUUCUCUGAUUAUCUCUAAAUUCCUGGAAGUUUCUAGAAUAUCAGGACGUAGCUUGAACAUGACUGUGUUUUCCUAGAAUCCCCUCAUAUUGAAAUGACAUCAUAAACGUAUUAUCCACAUUCAAAACUUGUAGAAAGAAUCGCGAGUUUCCUUUCUCCAUCCCUAGGAUGCCCGAUCAAAAAAGUAUCGAUGUAUUGCUUCGACAGAAAGCGAGGUAGAACGAACCGAUAUCUCGUUCUCCAAAACAUCGGAUUUGAAAAUGACGAUAGAAGAAUGUUGCAUUAGAGGCGAGUAGAGGUAAAGGGAAAAUGCGAUAGAAUUCGAUAGAAAAUCAUAGAGAAAUUCUAGCAGAAAAAAAGUAGGAAAUUCUCUCUAAACUCCUAUAAGACAGAACUGUCAAUAGAAAAAUGUAAUCAACUCAAAACGAAAUCCUUCCUUAAAAUACGAUAUACAUCACAAUUAUGCAUAAUUUCGUGAAAAGAAAUUAAAAAUUACUGACAAAUUAGAAUAUUGAGUGUUUAAAAUAUCGUUUCAUUCGAUUGAUCGACCGCAGAAGUUGGAAAGACUAUCGAUUCACAGACCUGCAAUGUCGAUUGUUUGCAUUAUCGAUAUCAACAUCGAACAGCCGCGACAUGCACAAUACCCCUCCACACAUAAUAAACCUGAGCGAGCCAUUUUGUGUAUUGUUAGAGCAGCUGUGCAAUAAUUCUCAUCUCCAACAACGUCCUUUGAGCCCGUGAAAUGUCAGAUACCCCUCGUCCCUAAUAACUAAUGUCUCGAGGAUAUUCAAUACAAUCUGACAAUUGUUCUUUUUAUAUCAGUGACGAAAAUGUGUAACAACAUCACGUGAAUUUGUUCAUUAAAAAUUUCCCAGGGGUUCGUCGUGACGAGUGAAAUACAGUUCACGAUAGAAGCAUUGGGUUUGUUCGUGGACGUUUGUCUCCUGUAAAAUAUUUAAAGAACUUCAGUAUUUAGAACGUUUUAUCAUCAUUCUUUUGUUCUGGCGGAGGCUGUCGUCAUCGUGGGGAUAUUCUCAAAAUGAACAACGACAGUAUGCAGACGGACCAGCACACCCUCCCCGUGUACGAGCACGAUCUAGACGACCCGGAGAUGCCUCAAGUCGUCGCAAUCUUCCCCACGUCUAGCAAGCCCUGUAUAAACGUGUGGAUGGACAAAAUGAGCAAAGGAAUCCUGACAUCGACCCACUUUAAGGAGCACUGGAGGAUCUGGGUGCCCCAGAUCUACAGUCCGGAGCCAAAUGGUAACUGCCUGGGCUGGUCUUUCGACGAGGACAUGGCGGAGAAGAUCCUGUAUAAUACCCUGGAGGAGUUCAUCUGCAAUGGUGAUCCCAGAGAGGUUCUUCAACAGCUAGUAAAGAUGGAGAAUCCUCCCUCAGUCUGCGGUAGAUUCUUCAAAGUUGGUGAACCCACGUACUUCUGCAGAGAGUGUGGAAUGGAUCCCACAUGUGUCCUGUGCGUCACAUGUUUCAAAGAAUCUGGACAUCAGAAUCACAAGUAUAAGAUAGCAACGUCCGGUGGAGGUGGCUGUUGUGACUGUGGCGACCCUGAGGCCUGGAAGAAGGAGGCUUUCUGCAGAAUACACGAGGCUGGCAAAGAAGCCAGGGAAAGAUCUGGCAAUAAAUUACCAGAGGAUAUUCGAGAGAGGGCUACGGCGACUUUCGAGGCAGUUUUACAAUACUGCUUUGAAUUGUUAGCAAGAGAACACACCCCUGGACUGCCAGCAGAUCUCAGAGUCAAGGAGGCUGACGAUGGUCCUCUCUCUCUGCUAGCAACACAAGACAGCUAUUGCACUGUUUUAUUUAAUGACGAGACCCACACAUUUGAACAGGUCAUCAGUACUCUUGCUCGAGUUAUCAAAUGCACCCAGAAGGAGGCAAUUGAAUUUGUCACGAAUAUCGACAGAAAUGGAAGAGCGGUUGUUAAAUGCUCAGGCUUUCAAUACUGCAAUGAAGUGAAAUCAGAUAUUGAGAGAUUUACGUCGCGACAGGGUAGUCAACCGUUGAAAGUCCUGGUAGUACAUGCCCACGUAAUAGCCCACCAGAUAUUCGCAUUGAAGCUCCUGGGAUGGCUCCAACAAUUUAUCAGUCACUGCGAAGGCUUCAGAAUCAUCUUCAGUGAAGUUGCAUUGAACAAGAAACUUCCCGACAUGCCCAUUGUCGAGGGUAUUCUCAUGAGGGACUCGCAGUUGUGGAAGGCUGCCAGAACAGCUUGGCAUCGUCUCUUCAUUUCGGGCAUGCUGAUGGAAUACGAAAACAAAAAAUCACUGGCCAUAGUUUUCACCACCAAUUAUGGUACUGUCAUGAAGGACUUCAUGAAGGACGAUCACGAUCACUCAUUCUCAAUAUCUUCGCUGUCAGUUCAGCUCUUCACAGUUCCAACAUUGGCACAUUACCUCAUCGCAAAUCACGAUGUUCUGUUUAUUCUUCUCAACACUUUUAUUUCGGAGAGCUCCAGGAAGUGCAAUCCAAUGGGUAAACUCGAAUUCGAGAGAAGUUUACCAAAUGCUUCUUUUAAAAGAGCACAGUACAUUCUCUGUGAUCUAUCGUAUCUUCUCGGCUCCAAACCCGAUGUCUGGACAGACGAAUUGCGAAAGGGAUUCUUGCAAGGUAUGUCUCUUUUGAUGAAGCUCCUCUGGAGCAUGCAGGGGACGGACGCUGUGAUUCGCCAAGUCGGACAGCACAUGGAGUACGAGCCCGAGUGGGAAUCUGCUUUUAAUCUUCAUGUUAAAUUAUCACCAGUCAUCAGCCUUGCCCUAGAAUGGUGUGGUUCUGACAGAGUUGUUCUCAUCAAAGCUUUCAGACUUGUACUUAAGAAACUCUGCGAAAACACGACCAAGGAUUCACCUGGCACUCCAGGACAGCUGAGGGAACUUACCGAUCAUUCGGCGACUUGUAUUGACUAUGACGUGUCCAUUGAGCCAGUGUCUAUUCAUCUCCCCCUGUCACGAUUUCUAGCUGGACUUUUUCUCUACCUUGAGAAGUAUAAUCUUGACUAUCAGAGCAGUGAGUUCAUGAUCCAAUCGAAAUUAUCACCAGUACAACUGAUAGAGCCUGUCCUAAGGGCUCAGACCAUGAUAUCACAAGUUCACGCUGGCAUGUGGCGAAGAAAUGGCUACAGCCUGCUCAAUCAGCUGUACUUCCAUCACAAUGUUCGUUGUCGAACUGAAAUGCUGGAUUGUGACAUAAUUCUCCUCCAAGUUGGAGCUUCACUCAUCGAGUCCAACGAGUUUCUGAUUCACGUUCUACAUAAGUACAGUCUCCUCCUCUGGGCUUACGAUAACUUCGAGACUAAUGCGUUGAAAUAUCCUGAGGAGGACAGCAUCAGACAGACUAUCAACCUCGUUGAGGAAUUUCUUGGUCUUCUGAUAACUAUCGUUGGAGAGCGUCAUGUGCCUGGUGUAGGCCAGGUAACCGCUGACGAUCGCCUCAAGAAAGAGAUCAUUCAACAGUUAUGCAUCAAACCAAUGUCUCAUUCAGAGCUAAAUAAAACUCUGCCGGAUGAUGUUCACCAUGAGACAGGACUUGAAAGAGUGAUAAAUGACGUGGCUAACUUUAAAAAACCAUCAAAGAAUUCUGGAGGAAAGGGACUGUACGAGCUCAAGCCAGAGUUGUACGCAGAGUAUAACGUAUUCUUCUACCACUAUACUAAAGAGGAAUUAAGCAAGUCUGAGGAAUCCCAGAGAAGACGUCGCAAGGCUAAUCAAGAGCUAGAGUGUUGCCCCCCUCCCCAACUGCCGAAAUUGACGGAGACUUUCAGUCUGGUAGCUAAUCUACUACAGUGCGACGUAAUGCUUCACAUAAUGCAGACAGUCCUUGAGAGGGCGAUAAACCUGAGGGCCAGAAGCUUCUCGGAGCCCCAGGUUCACAAGAUAAUUCACUUAAUAGGCUAUGCCCUUCAGGAACAGAUGACAGGACACUAUCCCUUCCUCAUUUUCACUGAUCGUGCCGCCAAAUGGCGCAUUUACAAGCUUCUGGAGGAGUUGUCAACUAGUCCCAGAAUCGAGGCGCACAAGGACCUAGUGACCUGGGUCCUGGGAAAAUACAGAGAGGCUGCUGGGUCAUCGAUGGCAGAGGGAAGCCAACAGCAGGCGACAGAUGUCAAGGAGCCCUCGGUGUCAACAACCACUGAAGGAGAAACUAAAAACAGUAAAGAAUGGAGAACACAGAUGGCUGCACAAAAAAGAGCCAAAGUAAUGGCACAAAUGGCUGCCAUGCAGAAGCACUUCAUGAAAAAGAACGCCAAGCUGUUCGAGGAAGCGGCCAUCGAUGCCAACAGCAAGGAGAAUGAACGCGGCUCGUCGAUGGAUUUAUCUGAGCUAUCGCCUGAGGAAGUUCCAGUAGCCCUAGGGCCUAGACAGACCCCCCCAGUCAUCGAGGAGAAUACUUACACUUGCCUUCUCUGCCAGGAGGACCAGAAAAUCACUGCUGGGGGUCGAGCCAUGGUGCUGGCAGCGUUUGUCCAACAGUCGACAGUCCUCUGUCAAAUAAGGAGUGAUCCUGCCGAGAAGUAUUCACUGUACUUAUCGUCGAGACUGGGGGCAGCACCUCACACGAGCACUUGUGGCCAUGUUAUGCACGCCAGCUGCUGGGAGAAGUACUUCGAUAAUGUUCUUGCUAAGGAGAAUCGAAGACCUUACAGACUGAGGCAGCCUGCCAGCUUUGAUAUUGAGAAGCACGAGUAUCUUUGCCCUCUGUGCGAAGGCUUAAGCAACACAGUUUUACCUCUACUCCCACCCCUGUCUAUAUUGCAGCCAACUGAAGUGAAGGAUCGUUUUAAUGUGGACUUUGACACUUGGUUGAACGGGCUCAGCAUAACUCUUGAUUGUAAAGGGAAGAGCAAUGGGAGCAUCGUUGAUGAUGUCCAUGAUGAGAUGUGCAGGUAUUGCAGACCGCAGAAAUCCGAUGAUUUCAGCGAUGACAGUAUCACGAUGAUAGAUCCCAGGGAAUUCUUCGCUUGCCCCAUCAAAAGAAUUCACACCAUUCUUGGGAAGGAGGUGGCCCAUGUUUUCGAUGUACAGGUAGCAUGUCCUACUAACACAGAGGCCAAACUGUCCGACGAUCUGAAGGCCAUGGUCGAUCUCUUCGCUCAGGCGACGUACACCAAGGGCCUGGCAGUCGACCCCCACACCAGUGACGUCAGGGUUCCACUGUUAGCCUGGAAAUCAACAGCCUACACCAUUCAUGCCAUCGAAUUCCUUCUGAGGGACAGUGAAAAGCCACUUCUAGGGCCACUUUCGUCCAGACAGAGAGACAGUUUGGAGUGCCUCGCCAGGGUCUCCGCGGUGCUGGGAGCCAUUUGGCCCACCAAUAGCUCCAGCAACACUUCAGGGUCCAGUACUGGUACCAUUGAAGGUGAACGCAACUGCACCAUCCUUGGCCUGCACGCCAUCGGUAUUCUCAGUACUAUGUUAGAUAAUUCCUCAGAGGAUUGCAUUAAUGAUUGGGAUUCCUUUGGAAUUCUCGUGCCUCUGCUGGCCACACUACCCAGUCUCUUUUCCAAGAACCCAGAAGAGCCUGCACCUAUUAUGACCGGUAGUCACCAUGAAAUUCACACCGUGAAGCUUGUCUUCGUGGCACUCAUCGUCAAGAUUUUAAUUACAUCUGAUUUUGACACCUCUGAAGAGAUGGAUGUGGAUGCCCUUGAGGAUAUGGAGACGGCUGAAGAGACAUACUCGGCUUUAGCGAAGAUCAUCAGGAUCGUUGGCAUUGAGACUGGUGGGCUCACGUUGUCGGAGAUAUGGAGACGUAUCAAGGUGGCCUCCCUUCCUUUCCUGAGGUGCUGUGCUCUCUAUUUUCAUUAUAUCACCGAUGUGCCUGCACCAGUGGAACUCACGGUCAAGGACGGCGAUACUUACGAGAGUAUCAUGAUGUAUCUGGGGCUUGACAGCAGCUGCGAAGCCCUCUUAGGUUCUGAUGGGGUCAGGGGACUUGCCAAAACCUGGAUGGAACAUCCCAGGAUAAAGCUAUCUCCCAUCGUAAAGGAACCCCUCAGGGUCAAUGGACUUGUCAAGCUACCUGACGACUACUCAGAGCUCAUCAACACAGUCUCAUUGUUCACGUGUCCAAAUAGUGAUAAAGAGGACUCAAGGAAUCCUACCAUGUGUCUUGUGUGUGGAGAAAUGCUUUGCUCUCAGAGCUAUUGCUGUCAAACUGAACUCAAUAAGACUAUGGUUGGGGCAUGCACCUAUCAUGCCAGCAAGUGUGGCGCUGGGGUGGGUAUAUUCUUGCGAGUCAGAGAAUGUGAGAUAUUGUUUUUGAGGUCUCCAAAUCGGGGCGCCUUCGCUUGUCCGCCUUAUCUAGAUGAGUAUGGAGAGACUGAUCAGGGGCUCAGGAGGGGUAAUCCUCUCAAGUUGUGCAAGGAGAAGUACAAGCAGUUGAAUCAAAUGUGGCUUGGACAUGGACUUCAUGAGGCCGUAUCCAGAGCUAUUGAGUUGUCCAGCAAUCUCAUGGCCACACAGUGGCAGCAUCUAUAAUCUGAUGAGUUUUAGGGAGUGAGAAAUUGUUGGGGGGAGGAACGGGGUUUUGUAUUUGUUUUUGAGGCUUUAAGGGUUGAUUCUCCAGUGCUCGAAAUUUUGGGGUUGAGGGACUUUCGGGGAGUGGAUGGAGAUCUUCGAUUUUUUAAUCUGUUUUUGCUGGAUAUGUUUCGAUUUGAGAUGAGUGAGAGGGUUUUUGAAGAACAGAUUUUACGACCAUGGGAUUCACAACGCGGUACAGACCCUCAACUAGAUAUAAAAAAGGGCUCCCCGAAUUGGAGAGAUUGGUUAUCGCCAUAAUUCAGGGAAUUUCGUUUUGUUUUUAUGUGAGAGUCAAAUGAUUCUUAUGGAUAUUCGGUGCUAUUCAUCGAAUGUUCGUGAGGAUCCGACGGCUCAUAAGGAUGUUUGGCAUACAAAUCCGAAUGAUCGUCAGGAUCAAGCAGCUCUUAAGAACUUUUAGAGUUUGGGAGUGAUGUUAAUUCUCUUAGAUCGUUUUGGCUCGUAUUUUAUUCUGAAAUUACAUCCAGUCCAUCAUUUCAAGACUGAACUCUUCACCCCAAAAUUGAGAAAAUAAUUUGGAAGAGAUGAACACAAUGAUAAAAUCAUAACGUGUGACUUGUAUAUAUUCGUAUGGUUGAGAUAUUUUUAUUUGCCUUAAUUAAUUAACGACUACUAUUUCUUUAAAAAUCAUUCAAGAGUUUACCACCUGUCGACAUUUAUCACCUUGCAAACACUAAGAAUAAUAUUAAAGUAAAAUUAUUGUUAGUGAUAUUGAACGAGAGUGUUGAGAGACCAUGAAAUACGCGAGAUUAAUCUAAUUUUAUUUAACUGAAUUGAAUAAUAACGUUGUGAAAUUAGACGUGUACUAUUGAUUAUUAUUAACUUGUUUUGUUUCAUGAGAUAAUUUUUUCUAGUUUAUUUUUAUGAAUGAAACGGGCGAUUGUAAAUCCUGUUUUUGUUCCCCUCACACCACGUGGCGCGACGUGUUUUCUGAGAUAAUUGAGAAAAUUUAGAACAUUUCGUCUCUGGUGACAAAGAGCAAGUGUAGAUUCGAAGGGCUUUACGAUAAUAAAUUAAUAUAAUUAUAGAUAAUUAAUAACUUUUACUUGUUACUUUAGAACGCAGAUAAAGGUCUCGUCGUCUGAAUAAAAAACCAUUUGGAAGAAUAAAAAUUGAUAAUAGAAAUAUGUUAA